Anoplophora glabripennis (Asian longhorned beetle) is the source of this 903-nucleotide messenger RNA. RefSeq names its product tetra-peptide repeat homeobox protein 1-like. The coding region runs from base 81 to 839 and encodes 252 amino acids. Lineage: Eukaryota; Metazoa; Arthropoda; Insecta; Coleoptera; Cerambycidae. The record is from RefSeq and is a predicted model, not a curated record. The transcript is spliced from 4 exons.
UUGAGUUUUGAUAUAUAAAAGGACAACCUGCUUGCUAUUUCUGUCAGUGCACGGAGUUUUGGUAGUUUUAGAGCAUUAAAAUGAGAACGAUCUUGUGUUUGGCGCUACUUGCCUUGGCAGCCGUCAAUGCCGCCGAGAACGCUAAGAAGCCCGCCGCCAAGAACUCCAAACGUAGCUUGGAACACAUCGGCCUAGGCACAAACCUCCUUUCUUACUCCGGACUUGGAGGACUAGUCUACGGAAGCGGCUUAGGCUAUGCCAACUCUUAUGGAAUUGGUUCAGUGGGACUCGUCCAGGACACCCACGAGGUACGUCACUUGUCCCAACAAGUGCCAGUAGCGGUACCACAACCUGUCCCUGUAACCGUCACGAAAACCGUAUCGGUACCACACCCCGUACCAGUAGAUGUUCCCAAUCCAGUACCAGUCCCUGUCCACGUCCAGGUACCUUACGACGUACCAAAAGCGUACCCAGUCAGCGUACCACACCCAGUCCCUGUAAGAGUCAACGUACCUACCCCAUACGAAGUACCAAGGCCUUACAACGUCGAGGUGACCAGACCAGUGGCCGUAGACGUACCAAGACCUGUGGCUGUUAGGGAACCUCAUCCAGUGCCAGUUGGAGUACCCCAAGCUGUUCCUGUUGAUGUGCCUACCCCAGUAGCUGUACGAGUACCACAACCAGUGGUUGUUAGGGUCCCUCAGGUCGUCAAGACCUACUCUCAUGGUCUCGCACCCACUAGCUACUACGGAGUGGGAGGUUACGGAAUUGGAGGUUAUGGAAGCUACGGAUACGGAAGUUACCUUCCUUCCACUUAUGGCGCCGUUCAAGCUUGGUGAAGAGCUUUGUGUGAUUAGAAGUUAACUUAAAUAGAGCGAAACUAAUAAAUUAUCUUAUAAAAUA